AUGGCAACAAUCCGGAAGGUCGUCAUCACAGAGUUUGGUGAUGUCGACGUGGUCAAAAUAUUCGAGACUACUUGCUCUCCUCCUGCUCCUGGCUUCGUCCAAAUAGCGACCGAAUAUUCCGGCUUCACUGGCGGCGACAUUAGCAUGCGCAAGGGUAUCUAUCCUGACCAAGACCCUGCGCCACUCACCCCCGGGUAUUGUCUUGUUGGAAAGGUUCAGGCGUUAGGCGAAGGAUGCACCACAAUCAAAGAAGGUGACAUUGUCGCAGUGUUGACGAAGUACGAUGCCCAAGCAGAACUCGUGAACCAACCCGAGAAGUACUGUAUCAAAGUACCUGAUGGGCUCGAUCAUCAACAAGUCACGGCAUUGAUGUGCGAUUGGUCUACGGGGUACGCCAUGGCAAACCAAACGGCCAAGGUCAGAAAGGGCCAGAGGGUGUUUAUUCACGGUCUUAGCGGUGCUGUUGGCUGUGGCCUAAUGAUCCUCUGUUCUCUUCUAGGGGCUGAGGUUUAUGGGACUGCCAGUGAGCGGAAUCAUGAAUUUGUGCGAGCCUAUGGGGCAACUCCCUUUGUUUACACGGACAAGAAGUGGAUGAAUACCAUGAAAGCUCUAAGUGGUGCCAAUGCCGUAUUCGAUCCACUUGGGUUCGAAAGCUUCGAGGAAAGCUAUUCCAUUCUCACUGCAGACGGCAUUGUUGUGGCCUACGGCAAUAACAUGGACUCUCUUGCGGGUAAAAAGCCCCGAGAUCCCACGGAAGCAAUCAUGAACAUGAUGUCAUGGAACUCCGAUUCGUCGACAGGCAGGAAGACUACCUUUUUCGGGCUUACGCGCGACUCUCCCACUUAUGCCAGUAAUAUCUCCGCACUGAUGGAGAUGAUGAUGAAGGGAAAAUUCCAAGUCCCAAUUAAGAAAAUCUGGGCUAUGGAAGAUGUUCAAACUGCUCAUAGACAAUGGGGAGGAGGACACGGUAUUGGAUCUGUCUUGAUCAAGGUUCAAGAUUUGUAG
This is a messenger RNA of Penicillium vulpinum, 1005 nucleotides long. Its product is annotated as medium chain dehydrogenase/reductase family protein. Bases 1 to 1005 code for a protein of 334 amino acids. The record is from RefSeq and is a predicted model, not a curated record. Gene Ontology annotation, molecular function: oxidoreductase activity. The transcript has a single exon. NCBI's taxonomy places the organism in Eukaryota, Fungi, Ascomycota, Eurotiomycetes, Eurotiales, Aspergillaceae. Gene Ontology annotation, cellular component: mitochondrion.